Molecule: messenger RNA, 4225 nt
Organism: Lucilia cuprina (Australian sheep blowfly)
Lineage: Eukaryota; Metazoa; Arthropoda; Insecta; Diptera; Calliphoridae
Gene: btz
Product: bromodomain-containing protein DDB_G0280777
Exons: 2
Coding region: 260-3283 (1007 amino acids)
Biological process (GO): mRNA processing
Cellular component (GO): exon-exon junction complex
Molecular function (GO): mRNA binding
Source: RefSeq, a predicted model, not a curated record
GAUCGUCAUUCUGCCACUUCUUAACUUUCUUACUUUCUAUUUUUCUGCGAUUUUGGUGAUUGCGUUGUUGGAAGAAAACACCUAAAAAUUUUCACCGAAAAAACCAUAGAAAAAAGCAAUUUAAAUAGAUUAAUCAUUGAGAGAAAACAUUAAUUUGUCUAAGAAACUUAAAUAAAGUAAAAAGAAGAAGCACUACGACAGACAUUCAUAGUAGAAAAAUCGAAACAAGAGCAAUAUACCUAUCAGAAAUAAAAAAAUAAUGGCCGAUGUAGAAAAUGUCUCAGGAGUGCCUGUUGCAGCAACAACAACAGCAGCGAGCACAGUCACGGUUACACCAACUGAUAUACCUACAACACAGGAAACAUUUGGAAAGUCAAUUAGUGCAGGAGGAGGUGGUACGGGAAGUGAGGUUACCGCUGAAGGAAACCAGACUCUGAAUGAAUUGGGGACAUCUCCCACACAAGAGAAAUCUAGCAAUUCACAUCCUCAUGAUUCAGAGUACGAUACGGCCAGUGAUUUGGAGGGUAAUGAGGAGUACGAUGAUGAUGACGAUGAUAUGGAUGAUAGUUUAACGGAAGAUGAUGAUGACGAAGAAGAUAGUGAAGAUGAGACGGAAACGGACGAUGAUGAAGAGGAGGAUGACGAAGGCGUUGAUAUAGAUUUGCAGGGUCAAGAAAAAAUUGAUGCUGAGGCUCAAAAGAAAGUUGAUGAAGAUCGCAGUAAUCCCCAGUAUAUUCCCAAAAGAGGUACGUUUUAUGAACACGAUGACCGUACGGCUGAAGUUGAGGGCGAGGGAGUUGCUGGGGAAGGUCAAGAAGUUGGUGAAAGUCCAGUAAUUAUUACUGGUGGGACUGGCAGUGUAUCUGGGUCGAAAACAUCGACCACACCUACAAUAUCAACGGCUUCUAAAACCAUGAAAAAAUGGCAACCAGCUUCGGCUGUAGAUCGUUGGUCACACGAUCGUUUUGAUCCUUCGGAGCAGGCUCCUAAGUCUAGAACUGAACUGGUAAAUGCCUAUGGCUACGAUAUUCGCACAGAAGAUGCUCCACCUAAGGCUCGCAGAAGACGUCGUUACGGUCGUGGACCCAGUAAAUACAAUCGUAAUUGGGAAGACGAAAGUGCCUACUUGAAGACAAAUAAUAAAGAGCGUAAACCACCAAAACCGUCAGAUUUCCCAGCAUUAAAUGAAAAUUCUAAACCAAGGCGCCCUAGGCGUACCAGAGAGGAAAAGGAAAAUCGUAUGGAAAGGAGAAAACGCGAAGGAAAAACCGGCGAGGGAAGAGCGGAAAGGUCUGAGAAAAUGGGACCAUCAUCACGUAGCCAUCAUAACGAUGACCACGAUCAUAGGGGAGAACCUGACCGAAGAGAAAGAGCUGACAGGAAUAACGAUGCCGGUUUUAAGCAACAAAACCGUCAAAAGUCAUAUAAUAAUCGCGGACAAGGACAGAAUCAGGCUUCUGUAGGACGUCAAGCUGCCAUGGAAUUUAAACAGAAAAAUAGACAAAACUAUCAAAAUUCUUCCACCGGAUCCUCCAACAUGAAUUCCAGCAAUUUAUCCAGUCGCUUGGAGGCCCAAAGGCAACCCCAGCAGAAUCAGCAACAGACUCAAAAUUUGGUCAGAAAGUCUGCCAAUGGAAGUGCUGGUACCAAGGAUCACAAUCAAUCUAUGGGACACCAAAACGUUCAGCAGUCUCAGCAAUACGAUGGGUAUAAUAACAAUAAAAAGAAACAUUUGGAACAAGGUUACCAACCUAUGCAAGCAGCACAACAUUCAAAUAUUGCUUCACAACAAAUUCAUCAUCAACAACAACAGUCCCAACAGUCGCCCAUGCCUAAUCAUGGCAUGAACAGACAAAAUCCUCAAAUACAAAACAAGACACCACAACAACCAACAUCAAAUUUAUCACAACGUUUGCAGCAGGUUCAAAAUCGCAAUGAUCCCAGUCAUGUAGGCAGUGUACAAAUGCAUGCUAUGGCUACCCAAAAUCAGCAGCAACAUCAAUUAAUGCAGCAGCAGGCGGCAAAUAUAAUAAUGGCUGGAACACAACCAAAUCAGCAACAACCACAAAACCAGAAUAUUAGUCAACAACCAAUGGAGCAAAGGGGACCACCUAAGAGAUAUUCCAGUCUGAGACGUUCUCAGCAUGAUGCUCAGCAUAUAGCCGAUCACCAACAGCAGCAACUGCAGCAACAAAUGCAUAUGCAACAACAGCAGCAGCAAAAUUCAUCUAUGAUGAUACCAGCUGAUCAAGCCAUGUUACAAGCGAAUCUCAUGCAAAUGUAUCACCAAGAAAACCUACAGGCUCAAAUGCAAGCCUUACAAGUUACUCAACAACCUGCAGUAGCUAAACAACCAAACUAUGCAGCUCAAGGACCUCAAGCUCAGCCCCAACAGCCGUACCCAGGCGCAACAGCUUCGCCGGCUGCUUACUAUGUAGCAACUCCUGAUGCUUACACGGCCGCAGCCACUGCAGCUGUUACAGCGCAAGCCACACAAGCAGCUGCUACAUACGCCGCCCAACAAGCAAAUCCCAAUUAUUUGGCUCAACAACAAACUGCUGCUGCAGCAGCUGCAGCAGCGGCGGCCAGUUUAGUUUAUAAUAAUCCUAACAAUGCUCCACAACAGUCAGUAGCUGCUGCUACAGCUUAUGGCCCAUCGGCCCCAGUGGGAGUGGUAACACAGCCCCAAGCUGGUGCUGCUACGACACCUGGCUACCAAAACUACAAUACCGUAGGAGGAACUACUUACUUUGUACCACCCCCUACACAAACAUCCUCACGUCCUGUCUCUCUACCCCAAAGAAGACCUACCAAUGCUAUUCCUAUACUGCCACCUUCCGAAAAGAACAAGCAACAAAAAUCACAAGACUCCAAAACCGAUAAUGAUUCCAAAUCGUCAACGAAUCAACAGUCGAGCUCAAAUCAACCUCCCAUUGGUUCAGCUGAAAAUAUCGAUCAUAUUAUAGACAACAUGUUUGUUCAGAGGCCAGCUUUCCAGCCACCACCGGCAACAACGACGACAACAACAACUACAAACAAUACAACAUCAAAAACUCCCGCAUCAACUGCAGAUGCCACAGCAGCUGAAAAUUCGACUACCGCCAACAUUACGUCGCAGGAUAACAAUGCGCUAGUAACAACAGAAAAUAUUAAUAAAUCUUCUAAUGAUACAUCAAAUGCUCCCACUGCUGCAUCAUCAUCAUCGUCCACAACUAAUACUACAACAACUACUACCACCACCACUGAAAGCAGCAAUAAUAAUCAAAUAUCAGCACAAGAAUGAGAACAAAAGAAACGUUAUUAUUAUAAUACACAAUAUCAGCAUCAACAACAACAUCAUCCACAUUCUCAUCAUAACUUUCUAACCCAACAGCAACAACUACAACAUAAUAAUCAUCAUAAUAACAACAAUAAUAAUAAUAUAAAUUUAUUAAUUAACAAACGUAAAUUUUACUGAAAAAACUCAAAAAAACCAAAAAUGUUUUUGCAAAAACAUUAAAAAAAUUUAACAAAAUCAUUAAACUACUAAUAAUAAUCCAUCUCUCUCAACACAAACUAGAUUUAUUUUCAAGGAGUUUCAAAACUGAAAUGAUAUUUUAUAAUAAAUCUGAAGAAAAAAAAUUUAUAUCAAUUUGUCCAAAUAAUGUUAAAAAUUAUGAAAACUUUUGUUUUUAAAUUUUGUAUUUUAAAAAUGACCUUUGGUCAUGCACUAGAUAAGUAUAAAUGUAUUUGUGUAUAAUUUAAUAUCUACUAAAUUCACUUAAUCACUCAUUUAAAAAAUGACAUGCAAUCAUUGCUGUUCUAAUUCAGAUUAGAAUAUUUUAAUUACUCAUCUUGCUACUAAGUUCUAUGAGGAAGUUAGUUGUAUAUGUUUUAAUUUAUUUUAUUUUUUUAAAUUGAACAAAUCUAUAAGAUUAAAUAUUUGGAGAUUUUUGUUUUAACUUUAAAAACAUCCAAUAUUCAUUUGAUUUUUUUUUAAAUAAAGACUUCUAUACUUUAUUUCGUAUCUAUUUUUUAAAUAUCAUUUCAUAAAAAGAUUUUUUGAAAAUAAUUCCUGUGUCUAAAACAAAAGUCUGCUGCUUUUCAAUUGUAAAUUUGUAUCCUUUUUUGAAAAAAAAAAAAAAAAUUAUGUGAACUUUCCUUUUUUAGUUAAACAUUUUUGUUAUUUUUUUAUUUUUUAUAUUUAAUUGAACUAACAAGUCUUUUUAUUAUUAUUUUAUAUAUA